UAAAGGUGAGAUAUGAAAAAAAGGAGAGAAAUUAGAGUAUUUUUUAGAGAAUAGGGACCCUUUAAUAAAGAACAGAGAAGAGUAUUUAACAUGAUUAUAGAUAGAUGAGAAAAAAAACAAAAAAAAUGAUAAGAAAUGAGACUAAAAUGAUUAUUUCAGGACCUAUUGAUGUAGAAACAAAUCAACGUGGAGUAUUUCCAGAAUUAAUAGAAUUGAAUGAAUCAUCAGAAAGUGACGAUUCACUUCCUCUUGAUGGCGUUUCGUAUUUGAAGAAAGUGCGUAUAGAAGCGAAGCAUAGACCAAUUAUUAAGGCGGUUGAAGCGCCUCCAACAGCAAUGACAAUAACACAAAUAUCAGAACCAAAAAUAAAUAAUAAAGCAGAAGAGAUAUACUCAAGUGUUUGGGAGGAAAAGUUUUUAAAGAGUUUUAUAAAACUGCGGAGAAACCUUAAUUUGCAAACAAAGUCUGUUAUAUUAAGACCAUUACCAAAAGAUAAAAUAGAAUGGCGCCGAUUAAUUUUGGAAGAAUUAGAACCCCCUAGUAUAUCAUUACUUAACUCUAUUAAUCAAUGUACUGCUUUAAAUUUAUUAAAAUGGAAUACAGAAUGGUUUUCAUACAAUAGUCCUGAACAACAAAUAAUGUGGAUAUUUUUUCUUCUUAUAAAAAUAGAUAUGGUUAUGACAUCAGAUGAACUCAGUAUUUUAAGAGAACUUUGUAAAAAAUGCUUAUUUCUUAGAAAUUCGAAAAAAAACCUACCUUUACACAUUCAAUCCAAUAUAGAUAUGGUUAUUUCAAUUGUUGGAAAUAUAUUUGGUCAAAAAGACUUACUUUUAAAUAAAUUUUAAUAUAAAAAAUUACUAUUUAAGUAACUUAUCAAAAAUG
Messenger RNA from Pneumocystis murina B123, 882 nucleotides. RefSeq lists its product as hypothetical. Gene Ontology annotation, biological process: spliceosomal snRNP assembly. The coding region runs from base 105 to 845 and encodes 246 amino acids. The transcript has 3 exons. Gene Ontology annotation, cellular component: SMN complex; nucleus. Lineage: Eukaryota; Fungi; Ascomycota; Pneumocystomycetes; Pneumocystales; Pneumocystaceae. The record is from RefSeq and is a predicted model, not a curated record.